Molecule: messenger RNA, 1362 nt
Organism: Closterium sp. Naga37s-1
Lineage: Eukaryota; Viridiplantae; Streptophyta; Zygnematophyceae; Desmidiales; Closteriaceae
Source: the annotation of a GenBank genome assembly
AUGAGCACCCACUCUAGGCGUCGGAUUCCGCCAGCAGCACCGGCAGCCCGCCGCACUCCUUCUCGCCCUCCGCACCGCCCUCCUCCUCGCCCUGCUUGCUCGCGUCUAACAGCUUUGCCGGGUCCGCGUCCUUUCUGGAAGUUGCAUUGCAUGGGGGAGUUGCAUUGCAUGGGGGAGUUGCAUUGCAUGGGGGAGUUGGAUUGCAUGGGGGAGUUGCAUUGCAUGGGGGAGUUGGAUUGCAUGGGGGAGUUGCAUUGCAUGGGGGAGUUGGAUUGCAUGGGGGAGUUGCAUUGCAUGGGGAAGUUGGAUUGCAUGGGGGAGUUGGAUUGCAUGGGGGAGUUGCAUUGCAUGGGGGAGUUGCAUUGCAUGGGGGAGUUGCAUUGCAUGGGGGAGUUGCAUUGCAUGGGGGAGUUGGAUUGCAUGGGGGAGUUGCAUUGCAUGGGGGAGUUGGAUUGCAUGGGGGAGUUGGAUUGCAUGGGGGAGUUGGAUUGCAUGGGGGAGUUGCAUUGCAUGGGGGAGUUGGAUUGCAUGGGGGAGUUGGAUUGCAUGGGGGAGUUGGAUUGCAUGGGGGAGUUGCAUUGCAUGGGGGAGUUGGAUUGCAUGGGGGAGUUGGAUUGCAUGGGGGAGUUGGAUUGCAUGGGGGAGUUGGAUUGCAUGGGGGAGUUGGAUUGCAUGGGGGAGUUGGAUUGCAUGGGGGAGUUGGAUUGCAUGGGGGAGUUGGAUUGCAUGGGGGAGUUGGAUUGCAUGGGGGAGUUGGAUUGCAUGGGGGAGUUGGAUUGCAUGGGGGAGUUGGAUUGCAUGGGGGAGUUGGAUUGCAUGGGGGAGUUGGAUUGCAUGGGGGAGUUGGAUUGCAUGGGGGAGUUGGAUUGCAUGGGGGAGUUGCAUUGCAUGGGGGAGUUGGAUUGCAUGGGGGAGUUGGAUUGCAUGGGGGAGUUGGAUUGCAUGGGGGAGUUGGAUUGCAUGGGGGAGUUGGAUUGCAUGGGGGAGUUGGAUUGCAUGGGGGAGUUGGAUUGCAUGGGGGAGUUGGAUUGCAUGGGGGAGUUGGAUUGCAUGGGGGAGUUGGAUUGCAUGGGGGAGUUGGAUUGCAUGGGGGAGUUGGAUUGCAUGGGGGAGUUGGAUUGCAUGGGGGAGUUGCAUUGCAUGGGGGAGUUGGAUUGCAUGGGGGAGUUGGAUUGCAUGGGGGAGUUGGAUUGCAUGGGGGAGUUGGAUUGCAUGGGGGAGUUGGAUUGCAUGGGGGAGUUGGAUUGCAUGGGGGAGUUGGAUUGCAUGGGGGAGUUGGAUUGCAUGGGGGAGUUGGAUUGCAUGGGGGAGUUGGAUUGCAGGAGUUGGAUUGCAGGAGUUGGAUUGCAGGAGUUGGAUUGA